Molecule: messenger RNA, 3552 nt
Organism: Eimeria acervulina
Lineage: Eukaryota; Apicomplexa; Conoidasida; Eucoccidiorida; Eimeriidae
Product: phosphatidylserine decarboxylase proenzyme, putative
Exons: 13
Coding region: 1-3552 (1183 amino acids)
Biological process (GO): phosphatidylethanolamine biosynthetic process
Cellular component (GO): mitochondrion
Molecular function (GO): phosphatidylserine decarboxylase activity
Source: RefSeq, a predicted model, not a curated record
AUGUACCUCCAGCGAUUGCUGCUGCUGCUGCUGCUGCUGCUGCUCGCCCUUCUGCUGCCCCCCACCCAAGCAAGCAACACAAACAAAAAAAAGGAUGAAGAGUUUGUCUUCUCCUGCACUGGGAAACAUAUUAUUUUGUCUUUUUACAAAACGCCUCGACGUGCAUGCGUUCGUUGGUCAGCGGGAGCAACUCUGGGGAGUCUCUCCUCUUCUCUUGCUGCUCUCUCGGGGUGUACAGACACCGUACAUCUGCGUACAGAUACCGUGUGGGGUAGGCUUGCCUUCUGGAGGGGGCGCCUAAGCAGCAGCACACCUUUAGAUAAGCUUUCGAGGGGGCGCCUCAGGGCUGUAGCAAAGCGGGGUUCUGACAAUGUGCCUCUAGAUCCUCGCUUCCUUGAUGUGCUGCCUCGAGUAGAUGCAGCAAACAUACCGCUGCUGCUGCUGCAGCCAUGGGCGACUGUGCAUCGUCUAGACUCAGUAAAAGAGCUGCUGAAGGGGUCUCCUGAAGUGUCUCCUUCUUGGCUGCAGGGCAAUGAAGGAGGUGUCUCCUUACUGCAGCCUGACAACCAUACACUAGGCUCUAUCUUCCCUACUCUUACCUAUAGACGCGUAGAGUUUAGAGACGAAGAGACAGGCUUAGUAAAGUAUUACCCCUCUAAUAUUUUUUCUUUUCCUAUUAAAGCAAGUGCUUAUUAUUGCGGUGCUAAGAUACCUCUGCGUAUCUCGAGCAUCGGGAGGAGACAGUUAGAGACAGCAAUUGCUGCAGAGACACCCAACAAAGCUGAAGCUCGUCUACUCGCAGCACGCAGCCCCACAGAUAUUCACACAGAGCAAGACCCUACUGUUAUUCUUCUACAACUCUUUAGGGGGCCCAACGGAGAAGCAGUAUUUAAGGAGACACCUAUUCAUGUCGAUCAUGAACAGGCCCCGCUGCUUCGUACUGAUGCCCGCACUCGCUACGGGCGUGGCUUUCUUCGUAAUUUUUUUACUGAUAACACCCGGAUGCUGUCUCGUGUUGGGGGUUUCUUCUCUCGACUUCGGGUGUCUCCUUGUUUCCUCUGGAAGUUUGCUGCAAUGACAAACAUUGAUCUCGAAGAGGCGUUUAGUACGGCUCAGACAUGGCAGGGGGGCGGUCGGCACUUCGAGUGUAUAGGCAGCUUCUUCUCUCGCCCAAUUAAUACCGACGUCUUGAGGCCUAUAGACAGAGAUGCAUUAGUUGUCUCUCCUGCAGACUCUGUCUUGCAAAACGCAUUCUUCAUUACACCCGACAAAGACGGGCGUGGCUUUCUUCGUAAUUUUUUUACUGAUAACACCCGGAUGCUGUCUCGUGUUGGGGGUUUCUUCUCUCGACUUCGGGUGUCUCCUUGUUUCCUCUGGAAGUUUGCUGCAAUGACAAACAUUGAUCUCGAAGAGGCGUUUAGUACGGCUCAGACAUGGCAGGGGGGCGGUCGGCACUUCGAGUGUAUAGGCAGCUUCUUCUCUCGCCCAAUUAAUACCGACGUCUUGAGGCCUAUAGACAGAGAUGCAUUAGUUGUCUCUCCUGCAGACUCUGUCUUGCAAAACGCAUUCUUCAUUACACCCGACAAAGACGCAAGUUUGGUUGGGGGUAUAGAGUUAUAUUAUAGGAGACACUUGGAUAAGAAUAAAUUCUUCCUUACCCCUGCAUGCAGUCGCAUGCGCAAGGCCUUCACCUAUAAUUAUCACAGCCCCGUUCCUCUUUGUAUGGGGCAGGAGAUGGGAGCCUUUCAAUUCGGCAGCACGGUGGUUCUUGCCUUUGAAGCCCCCGCGGGAUUAGACAUAAGGAGCCCAAUAUGCUCUCAUGUAGACGUCAACAGCACUGUAGGGACUGUGUUGGGGGGCCCCCGGAGGCCCCUCAAGCGGUGCAACUUUACUGUAGGCAAUCACGGCAGCCCUCUUGCUUAUUUAGAAUAUCUUCAGGGCUUGGUGAAGGCUGGGCGUAAGCCCCAGCAAAUUGAAGCCUUCAUGCAAAUGCAAGUUAAGCCCCACUAUGAUGAUAUUGACACUGACCGGGAGACACCCACGGAGACAGAAGAGACACUUACGCCUGUAGCUGAAGAGACAAAGGAGACGCAUGCGCCUUCAGCUGAAGAGACAGAGGAGACACCUGGGCCUGCAGCUGCAGAGACAGAGGAGACACCUGGGCCUGCAGCUGCACAGACAGAGGAGACAAUUGGGGCUGCAGCUGCACAGACAGAGGACAUGCCUGCGCCUGUAGCAGCAGAGACAGAGGGGACGCUUACACCUGCAGCUGAAGAAACAGAGGGGACGUUUACACCUGCAGCUGAAGAGACAGAGGGGACGCAUACACCUGCAGCUGAAGAGACAGAGGAGACGCAUACACCUGCAGCUGAAGAGACAGAGGAGAUGCUUGCACCUGCAGCAGCAGAGACAGAGGAGACACUUGGGCCUGCAGCUGCAGAGACAGGAGAGACACCUGAUCCUGCUACCCAGGAGACAGACGUGCAAAACUCCCCAGCAGGCGUAGCCUUCCCUAUAGACCAAGAGGAGACAGUGGCUGGAGACGCCGCUGCAGCAGGGGAGACAGGAGACAGUUCGCAGCAGCAGGUCGAGAGACAAGUCACAGUACGGGGUACGGGAGACGCAGCAGAGACAGUGGAGGCAAUCUGCGUCAGUGAGAGGCCCCUGCAGCAGCAAAUCAAGAGUAAACAGGUGGAGGGAGAAGAGAGACAGUUCUCAACCCUCAAAAACCCCAUGCAUAAAAUACGCCUGCUCGAGCACGGCCUUGUCCACCGAUUUGCCCUCGCUAAAUGGCUCGCAGAAGCCUGGCUGGCGGCUGAAGUCAUUCUUGGGGAUCGGCUGCUGCUGCUGCAAGUGGGGCAGCUAAGUGAAGGAGAGACAGACAGCAACGGCGAGGGCCACCCCAUUUGCUUCUACGACGCAGAGCAGCAAUCGGUGCAGCUGCGAUUCCCAGGAAAGCGUUCAAGUUUGCUGCUGCAGUGGCCUUCAAAGAAAGGAGACAGCUGGCUGCUGCGGUAUCCAACGUUUGCUUGCGCCAGCAGCAGCGGCUGGGGGAAGACAACCCGUGGGGUUGCUGCGAAGUGGUGGUUUAGUGGGGAGACUGUCUACGUGGAGUUUUGGCUGCAGUUCGGGCGGCUAGUAGGAGAAGUCAUUGGGGUGGUGGAGACAGCAAAAUUUUUAUUGAAGGGCGCUCUUCUGUCUCCUCCUGAGGAGACAGCAGAUAGGGAGUCUCUUCAACUGGACGAGACAGACAAUGGGGUAUCUCUUUCCUCUGUAGCUGCUGCAGCUGCUGCAGCGGGCGACGCAGGCGUGCUGCGUUUUGCUGCAGAGAAGCGGCCAGAGCUCCUCAGCGUAGACCAGCAGCAGUUUUCUGUUACUACCUUCGUACCUGAGGUAGUAAAGCCCCAGUCUGCUGACAAAGAAGCUUCUUGUCCCUCGUCUCCUUUAAGAAGGGCCUUAGCUAGUUUAAAAAGGUGGUUGAGUGCUCUGGGGCGGCGGUUCCAGAGGAGGUUCCAGAGGAGGGGUCAAGAGAGGAGACACAGGGAAGGGUGA